AUGAAAGUUCUUUCUGGUGAAAUGGGAGGAACUUCACCAUGUGCUUCAUGCAAGUUGUUGAGGCGCCGCUGCGCCAAGGAUUGCAUCUUUGCUCCUUACUUCCCUUCCGAUGACCCUCACAAGUUUGCCAUUGUUCACAAGGUCUUUGGUGCCAGCAAUGUCAUCAGCAAAAUGUUGCAGGAGCUUCCACUUCAUCAAAGAGGGGAUGCUGUGAGCAGCUUGCUAUAUGAAGCAAAUGCAAGAGUGAGAGACCCUGUCUACGGCUGCGUCGGUGCCAUAUCUUUCCUGCAGAAUCAAGUGUCCAAUCUACAAAUGCAGCUCGCGGUGGCUCAGGCUGAAAUACUCUGCAUUCAGAUGCAACAGGAGCCAGUUGCAGCGACCUUACCGGCAUCCCAGAUGCUAGAUCACCACCAAUAUCAAGAUGACGAUCAGAAAUCCCUUCUGUUAUCCAAAAGUCACGACUUCAACAACAUUCCACAGUACCCGAGUAGCUUUGGUUCUUCCAGCAAUGUAAUCCAAGACCCUCUUAAGAGAGAGUCUCUAUGGACUUGA
Argentina anserina (silverweed cinquefoil) is the source of this 552-nucleotide messenger RNA. Its product is annotated as LOB domain-containing protein 12-like. The record is from RefSeq and is a predicted model, not a curated record. NCBI's taxonomy places the organism in Eukaryota, Viridiplantae, Streptophyta, Magnoliopsida, Rosales, Rosaceae. The transcript is spliced from 3 exons. Bases 1 to 552 code for a protein of 183 amino acids.